GGGAUACACGACUGUGAUGCUCCAUAUAACAUGAUUUUCGUAUGCGGUGGAUCCCUACAAUUACUUUAACUUUAGCUAGACAUCACAUUAAACAUCCACAUCUAUAAAAGGUGGAAGACCUGUCGAUUUGUGUGACCUUGCGCUGAAUGUCAUUUUAAAAGGAUUUUGAUCUACGCGAGAAAGCAAGACCGGCUGAAAGAUGGAGAUCCUCACUCAUCUCAUCAAUGACACUGUGGAGUUCUACAAAUGGGGACUGACCAUUGCAGACAAGCGAGUAGAGAAAUGGCCCUUGAUGGACUCUCCACUCCCAACGCUGGCCAUCAGCUCAUCUUAUCUGCUCUUCCUGUGGCUGGGGCCCAAGUACAUGAAGAACCGAGAGCCUUUCCAACUUCGAAAGACACUCAUUGUGUACAACUUCAGCAUGGUCUUCUUCAAUUUUUUCAUUUUUAAAGAGCUCUUCCUAGCUGCGCGGGCAGCAAACUACAGUUACAUCUGCCAGCCUGUGGACUACUCAGACGACCCUAAUGAAGUGCGGGUGGCGGCAGCGCUGUGGUGGUAUUUCAUUUCAAAGGGAGUGGAGUACCUUGACACAGUCUUUUUCAUCCUGCGAAAGAAGUUCAACCAGAUCAGCUUCCUGCAUGUAUACCACCACUGCACCAUGUUCACGCUGUGGUGGAUCGGAAUCAAAUGGGUGGCCGGAGGACAAUCUUUCUUUGGCGCCCAUAUGAACGCUGCCAUCCACGUUAUCAUGUACUUGUACUAUGGGCUUGCAGCCUGUGGACCAAAGGUGCAGAAAUACCUCUGGUGGAAGAAGUACUUAACCAUCAUUCAAAUGAUCCAGUUCCAUGUCACCAUUGGCCACACCGCUCUGUCCCUGUACAUCGACUGCCAGUUCCCACAUUGGAUGCACUGGGCUCUGAUUUGCUACGCUAUCACCUUCAUCAUCCUCUUCGGGAACUUCUACUACCAGACCUACCGUCGCCAGCCCCGGCGCGAGGCCCCCGCCAAAGCGGGCAAGUCCGUCUCCAACGGCGUUCCCAACGGGGCCGUCCCGAUGAGCAACGGAGUGGCUGGGAAACUGGAGGAGAAGCCGGUGGAGAACGGCAGGCGGAAGAGGAAGGGGAGGGCGAAGCGUGACUAAAAAAGGUGGGGGAAGAGAGGAGCGGGGCGAGCCGGUUUCCCUGUGGACUCUCGGUUGACCACAGCGCUGGAGAGAGAAAGAGGGUUGGUUGGUUUGUGAUGUGAGCUAAUGUGAUGUCGAACCACUCAUUGGUGAUGAUGUGGGGCUGCAAUAGGGGAACCAGCUGGUAUACGGAGGCUGUAACUGAAGGGAUUCUGGGUUUGGUGGGUGGGUCAUAUACAGUCGGGUUAAUCAUAGUCGAGGAUAUCGUGUUCAUUUAUCAUUGCAGAAAAUGCAGGAGUUUUCCUCCCUGUACAGCCAUUGUUUCUUUUGUGCUUUGUGUUAGGGCCCUGCUGUACAGGGAUUGGAACACACAUCACAUAGUCAGGCAUUCAUGUAGGGUUUAAAAUCCCUUUCAAUCAACUCACAUUAUGCCCCUCCAAUCGACCAGUGUUUGGGAAUUUCGUUUGAUUUACAAUUUUAUGUGUAUGCCUUUUUUUUACAUUCAAACAUAUCUCUUUUUUUUGUCUUUAUGCGAUCAAUCAUGUCUUGUUAAAUUAUGUUAGACUGUGUGUGUGUGUUUGUGUGUGUGUGUGUGUCUGUUUGUCCUCUCGAUGAGAUUUUGAGAGUGACAUUGAGAGCUUGUUUGUGUACAUUAUGUCUGGCCACAGUCAUGCCGCUGGAAUGUCAGUUGUAAAAGGAUGGCUUCCCCUGUAAUAUUCCCCUUAUGUUGGGGCUGUGUCUACCAGUUUUACCGAGUCACCGGAUAUCUUUGAACACAGUGGAAAUAUGAGUAUGAAGUACCAUAGCUAGUAACUAUUACUAGUAACAUAAGUUAUAUUAUAGAUAUAUAUGUAUAUUUCCACAAAGAAAAACAGAAAUCCUCUCUCAUGCAUUGGGACUGCCAAUUGAACUGUUACAAACCAAGAAGUUGUGUACUAAUUUUGACCCUUUGUCAUUUUGAUACAGAAUGCUACAGAUAUGGAAUGAUGUUGCAAAAUGUUUUGUAUUUAUUUUAUCAAAAGCUGUAAUUUAGAUAUUAACUGUGUUGUUAUUUGGCUUGGCAGCAACCAUGCAUGCUGAUUUGAAACUUAACUGCAAAAGAUUAGGUAUUAGAAAACAUCCCAUCACGCAGAAGAUUCACACUUGAUGAUGGCCGGGUUUCUACCAAGGGAAAUUAUAUCUUAAAAACUGGAACAAGAUGGCGCCCCAUUAACAUAGAGUACAUAUUAGUUUAGAAGGGCACUGUUAAUAAAGAUAAUUAGUACAAGCCUAACUGAACCACUGAAGGAGUGUGUGAUGUGCUAUUGUGUCUGUCUGUUGCAAAACAAUACUGAGCUCAUUUGCAGAACUCUGUUACAUGUCAAGCAAUGUGUUUAAUGCUAUAUGUCUUGUUCCUCCCCACUUUAUUUCUUCCAAAAUAGUAAUAUAAUACUUGAGAAUGGAAAUGUAUUAUUUGUUGUCUGGUGUUCCUAAAUAUUUAUUUUCUUUUUUUAAUGUUGUAUAUGCUGUGCAGUUUUGUACAUUGCGCAUUUGGGAAUAUGUAAAGGUCAGACAAGAGGACAUUUAUUCUCUUUUUUAAAUGACCAGCUCUGACAGCCUCUUGCUGUCGAUAUAUUAAACUGGAUGCCAAUGUAA
Messenger RNA from Sardina pilchardus (European sardine), 2758 nucleotides. It is a transcript of the gene elovl4a, whose product is annotated as ELOVL fatty acid elongase 4a. The transcript has 7 exons. Gene Ontology annotation, biological process: fatty acid elongation, saturated fatty acid; very long-chain fatty acid biosynthetic process; fatty acid elongation, polyunsaturated fatty acid. Gene Ontology annotation, cellular component: endoplasmic reticulum membrane; endoplasmic reticulum. Gene Ontology annotation, molecular function: fatty acid elongase activity. NCBI's taxonomy places the organism in Eukaryota, Metazoa, Chordata, Actinopteri, Clupeiformes, Clupeidae. Bases 200 to 1141 code for a protein of 313 amino acids. The record is from RefSeq and is a predicted model, not a curated record.